ACUGUUCGCCCCAUCACCAUCAACCGUCGGCACCACACCGUCCACCCUGACGCUCCUUCUCGUGGUGCAGCAGCAGCAGCCGCCGGAGCGGAAGCAGCAUGGCAACCACCGGCGACCCGCUGAGCCGGCCGCUGCUCUCGGAGCAGACGGGCAGCACGAGUACGGCCAGCGGCCCGACCAUCCCGAUCUGUACAAUCUUACCCUGACGGCGAUGCGCCAGUACCUGCGCAACCACCUGAACGCGUCCCGGUACGGGAAGGCACCGCGCAAGCGCUCCCAUCUGCACGUGGACGCGGUGGACGUGGAGUUCUACCGGCGGUUCAAGGAGUUCAACACCAGCCAGGCCGUGCUGGAUGGAGUGGCCGGUCUGGGGUCGUAUGCGCUCGGUCCUACCCCGAACGGUUCGGUCGGGAUCGGCACGGACACGGCGGAUCGCGAUGGUCCAGCGGAACCGUUGCCGAGCGUGGUGAACGUUACGCCCGUGCCGGUGGUGUCCUCGUCGGUGGCACCGCCGGCCACUACCGGCCAGCGCGAUUACAGCGUCCUCAUGGACGAUCCGCGCGGCUACAUCACGGUGUCCUCCUCGUUCCCGUUGCGGCCGGGCAAAACGUCCACCACUUGGAACUCCACCUUCGCCCAGCACAGAGGCUACAUCUACUGGUUGGUGUCGUUCUCCGUGCUCUGCGCCCUGGUCCUUGGGCUGUUCGGCGUGUUUCGCUGCCUGCGCGCGACGACCACCGGUACGCGAGCGACCGCCGAAGCGCUGACGCUGCCGAUCCAGUUCCUCACCGACGAUCUUGCUCCUCUAGACGCCAACUUGAACCACCUGCCGGUACCCAUGCUAUCGGUACAGUCACCGGGCUGCGCGGGGAUGGAGCGGCUCGGCGUUCCUGCCCGCGGUUCCAUCGGAUCACCACCGUUAAGGAACGAACGGGCGGGCUUCCAUCACCAACAGCAGUCACAACAGCAGCAACAGCAGCAGCAGCAGCAGCAACAACAAUCGCAACAAACUCCACAACAGCAGCAACAGCAGCAGCAGUCAGCGCAACAGCAGCAACAAUCGCAGCAAAACCACCACCGCCAUCAUCAUCAUCAUCACAAUCACCAUCAUCAUCCACACCAGUAUCAUCAGCAGACGGCGGUGGCGUCAUCCGGGCACAGCAACCUGCGGUUCAGCAGCAGUGAUCUGAUACUGAGCAGCACCACCAGUAGCAACUUUCGCAGCAACAACCACAAUCAAUCCUAUCUGUUCAUUCCGCACCAAUCGAACAACGUCGGUGGUGGUGGUGGUGGUGGUGGUGGUGGUGGUAGUAGUAGUGGUAGCAGUAGCAUCAACUACAAGACGCACUAUAGCAAUAGCUCGUACGGUGGCAGUAGCAUCGGCAGCUCGGCCAGCUCCAACCCGGUGACGACCGGCUUCCCGCACUGCAUCUACCAUGUGCCGCUGCCGGACGGGGAGUUUGGACCGGAUCGGGACCUGCGGAUACGGACACCGUGCCAGCAAUCGGAAAUACCUCGAACGUACGUGAAAGCCCCACCGAACAAGACCGUGCGUGACGUGCCCGUGCAGUACCAGUCGACGGGUGGGAUCACGACGCACGGCACCACCACCACCGCCACCAUGACCGGUACCGGCGGCAGCUCCAGCCUCGCCAGCUCCAUGGUGGACGUCGGGAGCUACUACGGCAGCGCGAAGACAAUCGCCGGACGGCCGGCGGGUGACGGUGGCCGUCUGGCAGCGGCCACACCCGGGCCCAGUUUAGGCGGUGGCACCACGAACAGCGCCACCUGUCAGCAGAAAUCGGUCGACAAGCUGCAGAAGAUUUUCCGGUUUUUGCCAGGUAAAGCCACUAAAUCUUCCACUUCAUCAUCAUCAUCGUCGUCCUCCUCGUCGACGUCGUCGUCGUCGUCCUCUGCUUCCUCCACCUCGUCAUCCUGCGGCGGUGGCAUGAAGCACGCCAGUAAUAUUAACAACAAUCAUCAAGGCGCUGGCACGGGCGUGCUGCCCGGCAGUAGCCACACUAGCAGCACCGCCAGUCUCAACAACAACAACAACGUCGGCGGCGGCGGCGGCGCCCUCGGUAGCAUAAGCGGAUCCUAUGGACCUAGCAGUAGUAGCGUUAUUAGUAGCAAUCACGCCAACAACAAUCGCGUCGGGUGCGGUGUUGGCGGCAGUAGCGGUAGCAGCGGCGGCGCCAGUAGCGCUGGCAGCAACAUUCGAGUCGAUGGUCGCGGCGGCUUAAGCUUAGCGGCGCCCGGUGCCGGCAUCCACAAUCACAACCAGCACUAUCGAUCUCCUCCCACGCCGGCGGUGGUGGCGGCCCCCUCACCGACCUCCUCGUCGGUGUCCUCCUCGUCCACGGCGUCCUCCCCGACAUCGUUAAGCGGCGCGAGGCCAUCGGAAGCGACCGGCCCGGGCGCGGAACCGGGCCACGCACCCUUCACGAUGUGACCGACGGUAAGCGGCGGCGGCGGUGGUGGACGACGCAUCGUGGGCAGUGCAGUGAGCAGUCUUUGAAUUAGGCCUGCCUUCGCGCGCAUCAUCUUGCCCGAUCGUCGCAUCCUCCGUCGUUGGCCGCAGCCGCUUAGUGUCGUACCCCAAUUAUUUAGCUAAUCGAUGUCGUGAUACUAUUUGUGAUGAAGAGUUAGAAAUGGGCAUGGAGUGACGGGCUCUGGAGUGUGCUGGUCGUGUUGCGGUGGCAAUGCGGGAUUGGGCUGCUAAAGUAAGGGAUGGACUGGAUUGGGGCAAGCAAACAAAAGCUGUCAAAUAGCAUUGCGGGUCGCAACGAAUCGAAAGGCCAAGUACAAAUCUUAGCUCUACUGUGACGGCGCGAGCGUGUUGAUCGUUUUCUUCGGUAACGGUAACAAAUAGGAUCGUUUGUAACGUGUAACGUCUGCUCCAUUUUGUAUUGCACUGUGACCGAUACUAGUCAUAGAAUUGUAACUCGUGGAAGGUGCCUUUCCACGAUCUUACCUUGGUCGUUGUGUUCUACGGCAAAGCGUGUCCUACACGCGCCCACUGGAUGUUUUUAUUCGUGAAAUCUUAUUCAAACUAAUGUAAAAAAAACCCCCAACAUUGAAACAUGGGAUCGAUCGUUGAGAUUGAUUUUUUGUUGUUGUUGUGUUUUGCUCCUUACAACUCUCCCCUAUCGAGCUCAUGAGCCUGCUUCGAAGCCUCAAAACCCGCGUCACAGCAAUGUUUAAAUAGGAAGUAGCAAAUAUUAAUCGUAGAACAUGUAACAAAAACACACACAUACACACGCCGCUGGAACUAAUUUAGUCCGCUCUGACCAUAUACUCUUGUAUUGCCCAGUGACAACAUAAACAUAAACAUAAACAUAAACAACACAGCCUGAAGAAGAUUAGGCAGGAGGCUGCACACGGGCCAGCAUUAAACAGCGAUGAAGGGAAGGAGCAGUACAUUUAAAACAAAGGAAAGAAAGAAAACGGUAAAAAAAAAGUAAAUACACAACAAGAAUCGAGCUGUACAUUUUAUGCGCGUAUCUUAAGAUUUCUAAGCAUAACUAAACUACAAAACUAGAUUUUUAAAAGCAAACACCAUAGGUAGAGAGAGCGAGGGAGAGAGAGAGAGAGAGCGAAAAAGGAUGAAAGGAAAGAAUUAGAUGGAAACGGUAGAAAGGAAACGAAACGCGAACGGAUUGAACCGAAUGGGAGUAAAGGAAGGGAAAAGAAGGUGAACAAUAUUGUAAAAAAAAACUAUUAUAAAUUAAACUAAAACAAACUUCGAUGUGCAACAACACGCCCUAUGCGGUUUAGGAGAGCGUGAGCGAGCACAGCAUUGAAAAGGGGGCGGGAAAGAAGUACGAGACGUACACGCGGUUUAUUUAGUCGAAAUCGAGCGCAAGAAAGGGAAGAGAAAACACGUGGAAAAAAGCACACACCCACUCAAAAAUACACUUAUACCAGGUGGCAACCAACAAGUAAACCAAUGAAUAAAGGGAAAAAUAAGCGCGAACCAGGGCCGCGUUAAAGGAUAACUAUGUGUGUGUGUGUGUGUGUGGUUGGGAUGCGUCGUUGUUGCGUUUGUGGUGUGAUUCGAAAGAAAGCGUGCCGACGACGUCUGUCUCUCACUUUCUCACUCUUCCCCGACAGACGGGCGCGUUCCUGGCGGACGGCGAAAGGAAGGACGAACUCUAUGAGCAGGUGUGUACGUGUGUGUAUGUGUGUGCGUUAAAAUGUGUGUGUGUGUUUGUGUGAUGGAAUGGAAUCUAGCAAAAAUGUUCUAUUUGUUAUAAGUUGUAUUAUUUAAGUAAAUCAAUUUGUCACUUGCGAGAAGUAUAGCAGAGUGUGGGUAGGGAUGGUGAGUGUGAACCAUGUUUGCAUGUUUUUUUCGUCCUAUGCGUGAGAGUGUGUGUGUGUGUGUGGUAAAACAGUGAGAGAGAGAGAGAGAGAGAGAGAGAGAGAGAGAACGUUAGGGAAAGAGCAUAAGCAUUCAUAGGCGAAAUAGUGGCGAGUCAAUCAAAGAUAAACAUUAUUCAUAGACAAAUAUGCCCAAAACUACAUACAUUUGCUCACAACAGCACACAUAGAACUGCAGCAUGCAAUGCUGAUCGAAGAAUAAUAACACACAUACACACACAAAACACAGUGUAACUCAAACGUAUCGCUUAGUAAUCGCUUAGUAAACAGAAGCUCCUUAGGAGGUUGAGGAGGCAAGGCAUUCGAAUCAAUAGUCAUACAUGUUCUGCAAUAAACAGGAAACCGAAGGAUAAUAAUAACGAAAUACUAACUACCACCACUACUGGCUACUACCACAACAACAACUACUACUACUAUUCAUUACUGUUACUAUCAAUAUUGCUGCAUUGUAUUACCGGAUAGAGACAGUUGCCGCAAAGCCAUUUACCAACAACAGCAAAAUACAAUAAAACAAACUACCGCUUCUGCUACUAUACACAAAUGCUCGCUCGUAAUAAAAAAAAACCUACAAUUUGUGUGCCACAAAUGUUCACCUCAAAUUGCAAACAAAACAGCAGCAGCCACAAACACUAACUGCCCCUGCAAAACGGGGUCCACUGAAUGCAUACAUUUUCCUCACACAACAAAACAAUAAAUGAAAAUAGCGCAACAAAACCAGAGAGUAGUGAAACCAGAAAGCGAAGAAUAGGAUAAGAAUAUAGAAGGAGUAACAAACACAACAAAACAAAACAGAAGGUAAAACAAUGAACAACAGAUCAGUGUUUGCUCUCCGCAGCGCCAACUACAGCGAAAAAAGCGAAACUAAAACUAUCUUUUAGCUAAAUAAUGUGUGUACUAAUGACUCUUGUGCAAACACCUUUUUAUUUAGCGAAUGCAACAACCACGCAAAAAAGUAACAAGAAGAAGAAGAAGAAAAAACCGCACACCAGGAAUCCACUAUAACUACUACCACUACUACUAAUACUACUUACGACUACUACUAACUACUACAACUACUUGGCUGGGAAUGUGUAAUCUUUCUAAUAGUAUGAAAAUGUGUGAAGCACCAGAACCAGCAAAAUGAAGAGAGAGAGAGAGAGAGAGAGAGAGAGAGAGAGAGAGAGAGAGAGAGAGAGAGAGAGAAAAACUGCUGAACAGGGAGCUGAAGAGUUUUAAAGAGAGACGUUUAGUAUCUUAACUAUUAUAGUUUCAAUUAGCAUGGAUUAUUGUCAGUACUAAUGUUAUUAUUUAAAAAGGGGAAAGAGGUCCCUUACAAACUAAACCCCCCCGUGCAUGUCAAACAGGCUCGGUGAGUGUGGUGUAAAAAAAAGCAAAACAGUGAAACGGCUCUAGCGAUAAGAAAACAGGCAUAAGGGAAAGUCAACAGGGUGGAGUGUUUGAGAUAGGAAAAUUUGUAAAACAAGUAAAGCAAGUAAGCAGCAAGGGCGACAAAAAAGAAGGAGAACGGUUCGUCCACGGAACGCGCCUAAAUGUAGGCAAUUGCAUUAACACUUCCUUUUGAAUGUAAGCAACCGAUGGGGACGGUGUGUUUGUGUGUGCCUGUGCUGCCGGGAGUGAAUAUAGGGACAGAAAUGGAAUGUGUUCUUCACACACAUGCAUGCACACCAGGUAACGAGAUAAACAAAAAAUAUAUUUAUUGUGUAGACCCCGUUCUUUUUUUGUUUCUUAUUUUAAUAAUGAUGGGUAACAACAGUAAUGCAAAUGUGUUUUAUUUUAGAUCAAAUGGUUAGAAGUAGCCCGAUAGCGAGUGAGAGAGAGAGAGAGCAGAUCAGGGUUCACCAUGUGUGGCUUAAUUUGCGCGCGAGUUUGGACAGCUUCAGGGGGAGGGGUUGAUUGUUUGUAGACAAACGAGCAGAAAAGAGCAGCAAGAUUUGAUCUGUUGCAUAGUGAAUUGGAAAAUCCAAACCCUUGAAACUGGGCCAAUCU
This is a messenger RNA of Anopheles coluzzii, 6366 nucleotides long. RefSeq names its product mucin-19-like. NCBI's taxonomy places the organism in Eukaryota, Metazoa, Arthropoda, Insecta, Diptera, Culicidae. The transcript is spliced from 4 exons. The record is from RefSeq and is a predicted model, not a curated record. The coding region runs from base 212 to 2452 and encodes 746 amino acids.